CCAACCAAAAAAAACACACACACAUUUCAUUUCACCACUUUCCCUUUCAAACACACACAAAACCAGAUUUUCUUAAACUCCAACAAGCUUAAUUUAGUUUUUUGUUGCACUUCCAAAUUAACGAUGGACAAACUUGACAAAUUCAAACUAGCAUCAUCAUCAUUCACAAAACAACUAAUCACAAACAGCAAAACUUUAGGAUCAAAAGUAAAAGAAAUUUUACAAACCCCAACACCAGAAUCCAAAUUAGUUGAUGAAGCAACACAUGAAACAUUACAAGAACCAAACUGGGGUUUGGAUUUAAGAAUAUGUUCCAUGCUUAAUAACCAAACAUUAAAUGGGUCAGAAUUAUUAAAAGCCAUUAAGAAGAAAAUAAUUGGUUCUAAUAAUGUUGUUAGCCAAAGACUUGGUCUUGAUUUGUUGGAAAUGUUAAGCUCUAACUGUGAUAAAGUUUUCUCAGAAAUUGCCUCUGAAAAAGUACUUGAUGAUAUGGUUGAGAUGAUUCUUGAUCAGGGGUGUGAUGAUCGAAAUCGGACGAAAGCGGUUCGGUUGAUUCGGGGUUGGGGCGAGUCAGAUGAGCUUAUGUAUUUGCCUGUAUUUCGGCAGACUUAUUUGAGCCUGAAGACUAUCAGGAUACCUGCAGCACAACAGGGUGGGAACUUGAGUCCUAUGCAUCAAACUAUGGGCUCCCUGUUUUCUGAACAACCUACGGCACCCACUAAUAGAUACCCUAUGCCAGAUUUGGAUUUGAUGGGGAUAGAAGAUGAUGUUGCUCCAUACACGUAUGCUGGCCAAUCUGUCGAACAAAAGAAAGAACUGCUGUCAGCUGGCAGAAACAGCCUCGACCUUCUAUCUAGCAUACUCGACUCAGGAAUGGAGCCUAUACCAAUUAACGAUGAGCUUACGGUUAGCAUGUUGGAAAAGUGCAAGGAAGCUCUGCCGAUGGUUCAGAGAAUAGCAGAAACAACCACCGACGAUGAUAUACUUCUCUUUGAAGCUUUGAAUCUGCACGGAGAGCUUGAAAAAGUGAUUUCAAGAUGUGCAGUAAUCAAACAAAUAGUGGAAUCCAAGCCUUCGAAAGAAGAUACCGUGAAACCUGAAAAUACCACCCCACCUCCACUAACUGUAGAGGAAACCACUUCAAGCAAUGAAGCCAAAAAAGGAAGUGUAUCUGCACUGAUCCAUGAAGAGAAUACCGAGAAGGAACAAACUGUUUGAAAUACAUUUGAACCUGUGUUACUUCCAGGUUCAUUUAAUAAUCAGUAGAGUUUUAACCUUCACUUAAAAAUCCUAUCAAAUAAUUAUUAUGAACUUAUUACUUAAUUAGUAUUAGUAUGUAUCUUGUCCA
Molecule: messenger RNA, 1348 nt
Organism: Erigeron canadensis
Lineage: Eukaryota; Viridiplantae; Streptophyta; Magnoliopsida; Asterales; Asteraceae
Product: TOM1-like protein 2
Exons: 3
Coding region: 124-1218 (364 amino acids)
Biological process (GO): protein transport to vacuole involved in ubiquitin-dependent protein catabolic process via the multivesicular body sorting pathway
Molecular function (GO): ubiquitin binding; phosphatidylinositol binding
Source: RefSeq, a predicted model, not a curated record